Molecule: messenger RNA, 612 nt
Organism: Eurytemora carolleeae
Lineage: Eukaryota; Metazoa; Arthropoda; Copepoda; Calanoida; Temoridae
Exons: 4
Coding region: 202-612 (136 amino acids)
Source: RefSeq, a predicted model, not a curated record
CAAUCAUACAACCGUGCGUAGCCCAGCAUUAAGUGCUACAAGUGACAUUUAUGAAGAUAAUAAGUGCGACAUGUGAUAUUUUCCAGAAGAAGUAAGUGCCAGAAGUGACAAUUCUAAUGAUAAGUGAGUGAUAUAUUGACAUAGUUCAAGCUGAGAGAGUGAGUCAUACUCUAUAAAAAUUUUAUAUAACAUUUGAUAAAGAUGAAUCCUUCAAAUUUACAGCAGUUGAGACCGAGUUCUACUGCAUCUACAUCAAGUGGAAUAAGUCAAAAACAAGAUUUAACUCGAGAAAAUAGUUCUCAAGGAGUAGGGAAAAGCCCCCCUGAAGUAGGGAAAAGUCUUCCUGAAGAGGGGGAAAGUCUUUCUGUAGGAGGUAAAAGUCCCCCUGUAGGGGAAAAAAGUCCUGUUUCAGGGGAAACUAUGCUUCCGAAAAGAAUUAUCAGUGUAGAGAAUAGGUCCGAGGAAACUACGGAAGGACGAACUUGGAGAAUUGGUUCCCGCUCCGCCUCUCUGGACGGAGACUCUCCGGUUCCAGAAAAUACAUUCAGAAGAACUGGGUCUGGUUCGUUCAUGGGAGCAUAUGAGAGUGAAGAAGAGAUUGUANUCAACUAA